CUUUGUUUGACAUAAUUUGAAUAAAGAAAGUAAAAUAAAUCACAAUAUCACAUUCGUCUUUGCUCCAGGUUCAGGUUGGUGUGUGUAUGAAGGUGUUAAUUUAUAAGAGUCAUAUCAUCCUUUAUCUUUUAUAUGGAGUAUAUACAAAUCAGACUCCAAGCUGCAGAAAUGCGACAUUUGGUGGAACUGUGUCAUGACAUUUGGCGAAUCUGACGUGUCAACUUUUUAGACCAAUAAUCGUGAGUUGGCAUUUUUAAGUGGGAGUAAAAGGAAAAAAUCAAAGAACACCAAAAAAAGUAUUCCUUCCCACCUACUUUCCUUUUAAUGUCGAUACAACUUAGCAUUAAAAAAUGGGAGCUUUCCUUCUCCUUUUCUGAUUUCCUUUGGUUAAUUUUUGGUAGCAUAUUGAAUAAUCGCACUUUGAUGCUUUCUCUGAAGUCGUCAAUCGACGGAAAAUUAGAAUUUGAAUCGCCUCUCAUUUCAUGUUAUUCUCACGUCUUUCUAAAAUUUAGAUUGUGUUUCCUUCAUCCGAAUCCUUGAUCGACUGUCAAUUGGUAAGGUUUAAUUGAUUUGAUUUUCCUGGAUUCUUAGGGUUUAUGUUUGGUAUUUCUUGCUCAAUCGGAAAUACACACUAGCGGAUCUGAAAGCAAUUUGUUUUAAAUUGAUAUGUUUCUAUGCCAAAAUUCAUGUUAAAUUGUUAACCCCUGCAAAAUUUGCAUUUUCCCCACAUUUCAAUACAAUUUCGCCCUUAAGUUAACAUACAAUUACAUGCUAGAAAUUGGUUUGUUUUUUUUCUAAAUCCAUAUGUAAUUUUAGAAAAAUCUUUUGAAAUUGCAUUUUUUCCUAAAUUCAUAUGACUUUUACCUAAAUUAGCAUUGAAAUUGCUUUUUUUUCUAAAUUCGUAUGCACUUUUUAUUUAAAUUAGAGUGCAACUUCAAAAUCUCUACCCUUGUGGUUGUGACAAUGUUUAGAGUGAAGGAUGCUAAAGCCGCUGCUCAACAAUUGAAUAUAUAUGGGAGCUUCUUUAACUUAUAAUAAUCAUUUUAUUCUACAUAACACUAAAUGAUGGCAAUUUUCUUUAUGAGCAUAUUGUUGAAAAUGAACAUUGAUUUCCAAUUUAAGUUUUGAUGAGUAAUUUACUCAAUAAAAAAUAUUCUAGAUAUAUUUUUCUUGAACUCGAGGAAUGACUGCGGGUUUACAUUGGCUGUUUGAAGAAGGUAACGUUGCCGUGAUAUUUGAUUUUUGAACGGUCAGUGUUGCCAUAGGUCAGAGGUUAACAUGAGCAAUUUGUAGUUCCAUAUUCACACUCUCACUAUGAAGACAAAUUAUUUCCAAAGCUAUAUUUACAGAAACUUGACAUUGUUUUUUAGUUAGUACAGGAGAAAGAAUACUAGAGAUUGAUGCCAUGGUUCUUGCUAAUAGAGGUGUUGUUUGUAUUGACGAGUUUGAUGAGAUAAAUGACCGAGAUUAUAUGGCUAUACAUGAAGUUAUGAAGCACCAGACUUUAACAAUUGCUACAGCUGGAAUGCAUACAUCCUUGAAUGCUCGGUGCAACAAAUCCUAUCUAUGAAUAUAGUAAUGCUUUUGAUCAAUGCUGAGCAUUAUAAACAAUAUUAUGGCUAUCAAGGACUCAUGUCAAGCUCGAGGUUAUAAGACAGUUAACACGAUACCAUGGCAGUAGAUGGCCCUCCAUUUGAUCCCAGCAUAUCCAUAGAGUGUCUCUGUGAUUUUUCCGAUUCUAGAGAACGACUAAUCAGGCGCCAGAAUCGCAAAUCAUAAUCUGUUGCAUGCUUCCGGAUUUUGAGCUCGGUGAAUCAGGCGGCUGUUUCGCACUUCCCAACAUUAUAAGCAAGAAAUAUGAAGCCUACAGAGUUUUCGGAGAGAGAUCUAUACCGUAGAGAUGACGCAGUGUACGGAUUGCAAUGGCCGCUGAGGAAGCUUUCCGGGGUGCAGAACAAGCAGUGACAGAUGAAGAUGGUCUCAAUGAAAUUCCGCUUAGUAAAAGGAUGGAGAAGGUCCAGUGUAUUUUCCCGAUUAUUGAGGACGGCUAAUCAGGCGCCAUAUUCGCUAUCAUACUCUGUUGCAAGCUUCCCGGUUAUUGUGUUCGGAGGUUCAGGCGGCUGUUUCGCACUUCCAAAAAUAUAACCUGGAAAUAUGAAGAUUUCAAAGCUUGCGACCCCUGAUAGAUCUCAUCCGGUGAGAAGACGCAGUGCGAGAAUUGCAAUGGCAAAAGAGGAAGCUUUGAACAGAGGUGAACAAGAAUUGUCAGUGGAGGAUGAAAUUGACGAAAUUCCCCUGAUUAAGCGAAUGGAGAUGGUUCAGGUAUUUGUCAGUGCGUGUAUGUUAUUAUAGAGUGUAAAGAUUUAUUCUUGGCAGUAUGUUAUUCUUGGUUUUUUGAAUUUUUAUUUUCAAUUUUGGGGAUUUUUGGUUUUCAACUAUGACAUGUGUUGUGCAAUGCGGUAUUUCUGUUGGGAAGUGAUGCUGAAUAAAGAAGAUAAACAGUUUUUUUUGUUUAAUGUCUAGUAGUGGGGUUUUUUUCGUUUUUUUGGAAUUGAAGUUCAAAUCCCUUGAUUUACUUCCCCCUAACCCAAUUGAUGGUGCAUGUUGAGGUGUGUAGUAUAUUUGUUGGGGUUUCCUUUUCCUGAUUAAUAAGACUUUUGUCAUUAAAUUGAGUAUGGAGAUUGUCUUUAUGUUCAGUCGAACGUGUGUUUUGCAUUCACUUUCGUUAUAGUUUUGACGGGUGAUAAGGGUUAUGGAUUUGUGGGUGUGUGAAGGAUAAUGCUAGUGAGGAUUGUGAUUUUGCUUAGCUUCUUCUUGUCUUUCGUGUGUGACCUGUUGUGGAAGGGUGUGUGGUUGUUUCGACUUAGUUUUGUUAGUGGUGUUUUUGGAAAUGGAUUUGGAAGUUUAUUUCAUUGCUAAAGGUGGCUGUGCUCUUGACAUGUUAAAUGGUUUUUUGUUGUACAACUUGGUUUUUUUUACCUGCCCCCUCCAGGAGCAUUGUUUAAUUGCAAAAUGGCUUGAGUGGUUAAUGUUAUGCGGGGCGCUUUUCAAAUUCCACACAUUUUUUUUAAAUUAGAAUUGUUUUUCUAGAUAGUCCUUAUUUUGAUUUGAUGUUGUGCUUGAAGUCCUUUUUUUGUUUAUUCAGUGCAGUUUUAGUGUGUGGAAUUGUUAGGGUAAGUGUGAUAUUGUUUUAGUGCAUUGAGAGUGUUGAGAUUUUUGGGGAUGUGUUUUUUGGUGAGGAAGUAUAGGUUGUGAUAGUCAAUUAGUGUUGUGUUUGGCAAUGUGUUUGUGCCUGGUAUGUGGCAUUUGAAGUUAAGUUUAGUGAACACAUUACAAUAUUAUUUGCGUGUACAUGGCGUUAUUGUGGUCUGUAUUACUGGUAUAUGUAUACGUGUGGCAGUGGGAGUUUGGUUUUUGGGAGAUAUGGGUACUUUGGAAAUCUUGGAGUACUGCCUGUUUUGUUGUUAAUGUUCUACGGUGUGGUCCUUUUUUGUGGCAAUGGGCGCUUUAGAUGUGGGCUCGGGUGUGGAAGUAUAGGUUGUUAUAGUGAUUUAGUGUUUUGUUUGGCAUUGUGGUUGUGUCUGCUAUUGGCAUUGGAAGUUAGAAUUCAGAGGACACAUUGCAAUAUUCAUUUAGUUCACAUGGCAUUAUGGGGGUCUGUCUGACUGGUGUAAGAUUAAGGGUGGCAUUGGAAUUUUGGUUAUUGGGCGAUACUGGUUUAUUGAAAUGCUUGGAUUACAGCAUGUAUCCAUGUUAAUGUUGUAUGGUCUAGGCUUCUUUUAUUUGUGGCAGUGUAACCUUUAUUUUCAUGUCCUCAAUGGGUCAAAGCGUAACCAACAUUGGACAUUAGGUUUUUGUGCGUUAUUUGGACAUCUAACUUUGUGUGUAUUACGAGCACUCUGGUGGGCCGAUGGGGAAACGGAAGUUCUCUAUCGAUGUCAUUGACAGGUAUCCCCAACAAAACGAUGGGUAUGUGGAAAAUUUACAGUUUGUGUAGAUUGAGUUGAGUUGAAUUUAAAUUAUUUCACAAUAGUUAGGUGAUUAGUAGUGUUAAUGGUUGUGUUUAAAUAUGCAGGUGCAACUGUGGAAUGUUCAUGUUGAAGUUUGCUGAGUACUUAAUGAUGGACGGAGACAUUUCUGAGGUGCACUCCCGCGAUAUGGAGGGAUACCGGGAAAAGAUGACUAUGGAACUCAUUGUCUACAGUAAUGAGCGAAAAGAGCAAGCCAAAGACACCUAGUCAUGUCCAUGGUUUUAUUUCUUGUCGUGGAGUUAUGAAUGGACAAGUUUCUUUAGUAUGCUUUGUGGUUUUGGUGUUUUGGGAGUAUGGUAUUUGUGUGGAUACGUUAAGGUUUUUUUCUUUAAAUUUUUAUUGGCCAGACACACUGUCCUG
Cuscuta campestris is the source of this 4391-nucleotide messenger RNA. The record is from the annotation of a GenBank genome assembly. Lineage: Eukaryota; Viridiplantae; Streptophyta; Magnoliopsida; Solanales; Convolvulaceae.